This is a messenger RNA of Trichoderma gamsii, 1467 nucleotides long. RefSeq lists its product as hypothetical. The record is from RefSeq and is a predicted model, not a curated record. Gene Ontology annotation, biological process: transmembrane transport. Gene Ontology annotation, cellular component: membrane. Gene Ontology annotation, molecular function: transmembrane transporter activity. The transcript has a single exon. NCBI's taxonomy places the organism in Eukaryota, Fungi, Ascomycota, Sordariomycetes, Hypocreales, Hypocreaceae. Bases 1 to 1467 code for a protein of 488 amino acids.
AUGGAUGAAAAGCUUGCUUCACCAGUGAGCUCGAGCCACUCGGCCUCGUCAUUGGACGAUCCCGCAGCCAAGGUGCAGGAGCUCAAGCGCAUCUACCGAAAGAUCGAUUUGAACAUUGUGCCGCUCAUGUUCUUCUGCUACUUUUUGCAGUUCCUCGACAAAGUCCUCGUUAAUUAUGCCAACAUCAUGGGCAUUUCCAAGGCCCUCCACUUUGUGGGCAACGACUUCUCUUGGAUGGCGACGGCCUUCUUCAUUGGCUAUGCUGUUGCCGAGUUCCCUCAGGGCUACUUGAUCCAAAAGUUCCCCGUCUCCAAGGUGCUGGGGUUCAACGUCUUGCUCUGGGGAAUUGUCGUUUGCUGCACGGCUGCGACGCAGAACUUUGCCAGUGUUGCCGCCGUCAGGACGCUGCUGGGCAUGUUUGAGGCCGUUAUCACCCCGGCUUUGAUCAUGAUUACGUCUCAGUGGUAUACUAGGAAGCAGGCGACUCUGCGCACGGGUAUCUGGUACUGCGGACUGGGAGCUGGGCAGGUCAUGGGAGGAUUGAUCUCCUGGGCGGCCCAGCACGGCUCGACAACCUCUUCGUUCCAAGGCUGGCGCAUCAUGUUUGUGGCUGUGGGCGUUUUCAACCUCUUGGUCGCCGUCGCAGUCAUCUUGCUUAUGCCCAACAACAUCACCUCGGCCAAGUUCUUGACUGAAGACGAAAAGGCUCUUGUCGAGGAAGUAUUGGCCCGGGACCAGGCUGGAUCCGGCAAGAAGGUCUUCCAUGUGUCUGGUAUCUGGGAUGCCCUCAAGGAUCUCCAGGUGUGGCUGCUCUUUGUCAACACUAUUCUUAUUGUGAUCCCCUCUGGCAUCAUCACCACCUUUUCGGCGACCAUCAUCAACUCCAUCUUCCUCACGCCCAUGAAGUCUGCGCUCCUCAACAUGCCUGCCGGAGCCAUCUCCAUCUUUGCGACCCUGGCCGGCUCGUAUGCGAUUUACUUCAACCUGCCUCGUUGGCUGAGCAUCAUUGCGCUCCUGAUUCCCACCAUCAUCGGCGCGGCACUCAUGUCCUUUGCCAAAUCCAAGGGUGGUGCCCUGGCUGGUGUUUACCUCAUCAACUUCGACGUGGCCCCCCUGGCCCUCAUCUACGCUCUAGUCGGUGCCAAUACGCAGGGAUACACGAAAAAGGUUACCGUCAACGCCAUCAUUGCCAUUGCCUUCUCCAUCGCAAACAUUAUCGGCCCACAGACUUUCCAGGUCAAGGAUGCGCCCCAGUAUCUUCCCGCCAAAAUCACCGUUCUCGCCGUUGCCGCCGCAUCCAUUGUGGUUACGAUUCUGCAGAGAAUCCUCUACGGCAUGCGCAAUGCCAAGACGGCUGCUGCUCGCAAGGUGGAGGUGGAGGCUAUCAACCGAGGCGAGAUUGAUGCCAAGGCGGUGGACGACGAGCAGACUGACUUGACAAACCCUACUUUCCAAUAUGUAUACUAA